Cladophialophora carrionii CBS 160.54 is the source of this 1407-nucleotide messenger RNA. RefSeq lists its product as uncharacterized. The transcript has a single exon. The record is from RefSeq and is a predicted model, not a curated record. NCBI's taxonomy places the organism in Eukaryota, Fungi, Ascomycota, Eurotiomycetes, Chaetothyriales, Herpotrichiellaceae. The coding region runs from base 1 to 1407 and encodes 468 amino acids.
AUGAUCCCCAUCAUCCCCGCUCAGGAUCUCGAAGCCUACCCUUCGUUCGCGACCACGUGGGCGCAUGUCACUGCCGAGUUGCUCGAGACGGACGGGUCGAGUAGGCGGGCGAAUGAAGGUCGAGCUCGAGCGCGUUCUUGGGAGGGGAGCGUUCGUGGGUGGCAUGAUUUUGUGCCUGGCCGGGAAGGAGGAGAUGGAGAUGGACACCGAGACCGAGACCGAGACCGAGACGGGAGAAGAGAAUAUGGGCAGCAGGAGGAGCAGGCAGGAGAGGGUGACGGGAGUGGCGAGACGCCUUCUCAUGCGGUCCACGGCGGUGAGGAGAAUUCGUCGUCGCCAGCAGGUCUUGAAGAGCUCUUCCGUGCCGAGAGGGUGAGGCGUAUGAAAGAUGGUAUCUUGAGGGAGAUACUCUCGGAGGUUCCAUAUCUGGACGAGGAUGAAGGCGUGGUGGAAGGAAGCAGGUCUUCAGAAAGGUCAAGUCGGAUAACGGUGUCCAUUCCUCUGGGUACGAGGCUGGAGGAGCAUCAGGGUAUCAGGAAUACUGACGCGGGAGAUGAGGCGGUUGAGCAUCCCUCGGUUGCUCCGUAUGGGCAAAGCAAGGGAGGGCUACCACCACGACUACCACCACGAUUACGAGACCUCGUCCUGAUUAUCUCCGCGUCCGUCGACGGCGCUGGGCUGGAUGGGCAGUCUGGAGCCGCUGGCCAAGAAGAAGAUCUUCUCUCCGAGGACAUCAACCUGUUCAGGGCCAACAUUCUACAUAUUGCAGAGGUGGUCUCGUUGCGGGUCAUCGCUGUCGAAUCCUCUCUGACCGCGUUCGCGGACCUCGCUCUGGAAAGAGAAGUGGACUCCCGCAUGGGGCUUUCAUCGCUGUCUUCUUCGCUACAGGUCCAGGUCGAGAAGCUGAACGCUCUGCGCACAAACGCCCUGCCCUCGUCUCUUGCUCGUCUGGCUUCGACGCUACAUUCCCUCCGCACGCUGCAACGCACGCUUCUCCACCUCCAGCUUACGUUCCUUGAGAAGUCGAAACACGGCGUCCUCAGUCGGUAUAACGCGGCGAGGAUUGUCUUUCUGAGCACAGUCGCGCAGACUAUGGCGCUGAAGACGCAGGUUCUCGUACUAGAGGCCCGGAGGGAGGUAGUUACGUCUCCGGAGACCAAACAAAAGAUGGAUCUGGCGAGAGCCAGAUACCAGCAGAUGGAGACGGAGGAAAGGGAAAUGGAUGAACGGAUAAAGACGCUUGAAGAGGUGGUUGGUGAGUAUGAGGGCUUGGAUACCGGUGGUAGAGGUGCCGCCGGGGGUGAGAUAAUGGCAAAGCUUGGAAGGAGGUAUGGAGAGAUAGAAGCGGAGCUGGAGACGGUGAAGAGGGAUAUUGAGAUGUUGGAAAGAGGCAAAGGCUUGAAGUGA